UCCUUGCUCUAGUCGCUAUUUCGGGCGUCCCCACGUUCGAUGGCUUUGUUUACAGUCGGUGCUCGAACGCCAGAAAGUUUUGAACGGGAUCGGGUGUGAUAUUAUGAUCGUCAGUAUUCGGUGCUUUUCGAAUUGAACUUUUUUUUUUUGAGUAGUUUCGUUGUCGCGGGAACAAGGUUUGACAGGUGACAGCGUAGCUCGUAUAGGGGAUGCUGAGACGUGUGGAAGUGAGAUCCAUACCCAAGCGAUGAAACUUCAAGUCUAGUCUAUUAGAAAACCAGUGCCAAAAAUAAGGAACGAUGGUGUCUAAAAGUGACUAUAACCUUCUACAGUCCAUAUUGGACAUAGUCGGUUUCAUAAUAAUAGCUAUAGGUAUGAUAGUACAAAGCAUAGUGCGCGCUUGUCUUCCCAAAUCCUACAGGAAAUUCAAGGAACUCAGUGGACAAAAUGUGUUGAUAACUGGAGGUGGUGGUGGUUUGGGCAGGUUGCUAGCCUUAAGGAUAGCCAAUCAAGGAGCUAAAGUGAUGGUUUGGGACGUUAAUGAAGAAGGUAUACAAGAAACCUUGAAACAAGUGAAGGCUCAAGGAGGCGUAAUCCACGGCCUCAAAUGUGACCUGUCCCAAAGCGAUGACGUUUACAGGGUGGCCAAAUUAACAAGAGAACAGUUUGGAGAUAUUGACAUCCUGAUCAACAAUGCAGGAGUUUUAUCUGGUAAAUACCUUUUGGACACACCUGAUCGUCUAAUCAAAUUGACCUUUGACGUCAACAUCAUAGCACAUUUCUGGACGGUCAAAGCCUUCCUCCCAGCUAUGGUCUCUAAAAACAAUGGCCACAUCAUCACAAUAGCUUCUAUGGCAGGCCAUGUAGGUGUCAGCAAACUGGUGGACUACUGUUCUUCCAAAUACGCCGCUGUUGGUUUUGACGAGGCCUUAAGGAUGGAACUAGAGGACCAAGGUGUGACUGGAGUGAAGACAACAGCAGUUUGUCCUUAUUUCAUACAAUCUACUGGGAUGUUUGGCAACGUUCAUUCGAGGUUCUUGUCGACAUUAAAACUGUCAGAUGUAGCUGACAGGAUAGUGGAGGGCAUUCGAAGAGAAGAAGAGGUUGUUAUGAUUCCAUCAGCUUUGAGAUGGACGAUACUGUUGAAAAUAUUGAUGCCUUGGCCAGUAGUGUCAAUGUUCAUGAGAGGCCUUGUACCUGAUGCAGCACCAGAAGAACCUAGCAACAAACUGAACAAUAACAUGGUGAAACCAAUAUCCAAAGAGGCUGUGAAUGUGAAAAAUGACUAGAUAUAUGUGAAUAGUUUGUUAGUGAGUGAGUUUGGAAGGUAUUUUUGUAAUUUUUUAAAACAAAACUAUCGGCAAUAAGAUUCAAAAUAUGUAAUUAAGUUUUAUGAACCAGUUUUAACCUGAUAAUGUUAAGGAAAUAAUAAAUUUAUUAUUCUACUGAA
Messenger RNA from Harmonia axyridis, 1450 nucleotides. Its product is annotated as estradiol 17-beta-dehydrogenase 11. Gene Ontology annotation, molecular function: oxidoreductase activity, acting on the CH-OH group of donors, NAD or NADP as acceptor. The record is from RefSeq and is a predicted model, not a curated record. NCBI's taxonomy places the organism in Eukaryota, Metazoa, Arthropoda, Insecta, Coleoptera, Coccinellidae. The transcript has 6 exons. Gene Ontology annotation, cellular component: lipid droplet. The coding region runs from base 300 to 1289 and encodes 329 amino acids.